Teleopsis dalmanni is the source of this 1714-nucleotide messenger RNA. RefSeq lists its product as uncharacterized. The record is from RefSeq and is a predicted model, not a curated record. Gene Ontology annotation, biological process: proteolysis. The coding region runs from base 372 to 1616 and encodes 414 amino acids. Lineage: Eukaryota; Metazoa; Arthropoda; Insecta; Diptera; Diopsidae. Gene Ontology annotation, molecular function: metalloendopeptidase activity. The transcript has 2 exons.
UGACACCACGGGGCCAGUCUUAUCACCACAAACAACGUUGGACAGCAUCAGUUUGUUGAUUGUUGACGUUGAAAAACAACGUUUUUAGCUCGUCAGAAGCGCAUUUUAGUUUGUGAUUAACUGCGACUUUUAUUUGAAUUCACAAGUGAAACUUGUGCACUCUGCACUCCAACAUAUUUCAUAUUUGUGCUCAUUGUUUUUGGUUCUAAGCCACAAAAAUAAGUUACAAAAUAAGAGUAAGCCAAAUUGAAAUUUGUCAACUGUAGUAACAUUGACUGGUUCCCAAGCUCUGCUACAUAUAACCCAAAGUACUCUAGUGGUGUUUGUGAAGUUAAGCAAAAAAUAAUACAAAAAUAAGAAAUUCAACAACAAUGUUUACUCAGCUGUGGAUUUGUCAUCAUCAACGUUUCCAGUUUUUGUUUCCACUACUGCAGUUGUUUUUAAAACUUUUUAUUCUCCUCGCAAUUUGUGGAAAUUUACCACAAAAUGUUAGCGGUCAAAUUGCCUACAAAGGCCAUCUUUCAGAUUUACGCAUAAAAGAACUGGACGCUAUGGCAAAAAACUUGAACGAGUCCAUUAAUCUUAGCAAAUAUCCAUGCGAGAGCUACUUUGAUUACGUUUGCAGUCGCAAUAGGCCACUCUAUUCCAUAUUGGGUCGCACGCCAGAUAUAGAAGAUUUGAUGAAACUUUUUCAAGAACUACAAGAAGACAGUGUACCGUUUGCAGCUAAACAAAAACUUAUAGACUUUUUUAUAUCAUGCAAUAUGCGUAAAGGCCUUGAGGAAUGCUAUCGACAAUCUUUUGAAUAUUUUAUACCAAUAUUUGGAUAUAUAAUUUCAAAGAAUCAUCUUGAUGGGAGUGCACAUGAGCAUAGCAAUUUCUUAGAGAUACUGCAACGUUUCUAUAGGAGAGCGCAACGUACCGAGAACUUUGCACAAAAUCCCAUUCUUUUGAAAUUAGGAGUACUAACUCAAAGUUUUACAACAGCUAAUACAUAUUUUCGUAUUGAAGAUCUUAAUCACGAGUAUCGCGAUCUACGUAUAUAUCGUGAUGGUUUUGAGUAUAAUGUAAAAAACUUAGAACAACAUCUAAAACGAAAUUCCACCUAUGAGUUUGGAAUGCAACGUACAAUGCUUGAUUGGAGUUUAUAUGUUUAUCAGAGCCGUAAUAAACCCAUGUCUUAUUAUUUUCCAACAUUCAAUGUACACCUAUGGAUGACACUGUAUAAUAACACAGAACGGUUUCGUGAACUAAAAACUUUGAAUAAAAUUGCCGAAUGCCUUAAGUUGCCACAGUUUGUAAAUGUAUUGGAAGAAGCGCGUAUAUUAGCUAUAGUUUACUUGAAAAGUAUUCGCAAUGCUUGGCAGGAAUAUAGUGACUGGAUUUCGUCUUCCCCGGUGCAUCAAGAAGUUUUUGAUCAGGAGAAUGUAAUAUUGAAACCGUAUAAUUUAACCAACAAACAUAUAUUUUUUACGCUUUAUGCACAAAACUUCUGUGAAUUCGGUAAGGAACUGGCGGAGAGUGUUUUUUACUUGGGCAUCAAACAGAACCAAGAUUUCGGGGAAACUUACUCCUGUGGAUAUCAAACAGAAAGGACCGAACAUUGUGUAUACUGAGUUUAUUAUUAUGUACAAUGUCAUGUAUCGAUACAAAAUGUGUAAUCAAAAAAUUAACUUCAUUUGAGUGUUUAAAUUUUAUUUAAUACAUUUUAAUA